CUCCGUCUGUGUGCAGUGUGCAGUGUGCACGUGGUUUGUGGUGUGAAACAAACGCUGGUCUUCUGUCCAUCACUCCGUUACAGUGGUCUUCUGUCCAUUCCAUUACGACGUGAACACCACAGGACCCCGAAAGUACACCGCUGUUCAUCAGAAAUCACGUUUGGAGUGAUAAUGGCGGAGCGGGUGUUGGUCAUCGGCAGUGGCGGACGGGAACAUGCGCUAGCAUGGAAGUUAGCUCAGUCACCUCACGUUCAGCAGGUCCUUGUGGCUCCUGGUAAUGCAGGAACCGCCAACAGCGGGAAGAUCUCCAACUCCGCGGUGUCUGUGAACAAUCACUCGAUUUUAGCUCAGUAUUGUAAAGAUCAUAACGUGGGGCUUGUGGUUGUUGGUCCAGAAGUUCCUCUGGCUGCUGGUAUAGUGGAUGACCUUACUGCCGCUGGUGUGACAUGUUUCGGCCCGUCUGCGAAGGCGGCACAGCUGGAGGCCAGUAAGAGUUUCUCCAAAUCCUUCAUGGACCGUCACAACAUUCCCACAGCACGCUGGAACUCCUUCACUGACCCGCAGGAUGCCUGCAAAUACAUUCAAGACGCUGAGUUUCCCGCUCUGGUGGUGAAGGCCAGCGGUCUGGCUGCUGGGAAGGGUGUUGUAGUCGCUCGGGAUAAAGAUGAGGCCCGAAAAGCCGUUCUGGACAUCAUGAAGGAUAAGGCGUUUGGUUCUGCUGGUGAGACUGUGGUGGUUGAGGAGCAACUGGAAGGAGAGGAAGUCUCUUGUCUGUGCUUUAGUGACGGCAUCACAGUGUCACCGAUGCCACCGGCACAAGAUCACAAACGUCUGCUGGAUGGAGACCAGGGUCCAAACACGGGCGGGAUGGGCGCGUACUGCCCCACACCACAGGUGUCAGAGGAAGUGCUGCAGGAGAUCAAGAGGUCUGUUCUGCAGAAGACUGUGGAUGGCAUGAGGGAGGAGGGAACACCAUACGUGGGUGUUUUAUAUGCAGGAGUGAUGUUGACUAAACAGGGACCGAAAGUCCUGGAGUUCAACUGCCGCUUUGGUGACCCAGAGUGUCAGGUCCUGAUGCCGUUGCUGAAGUCUGAUUUAUAUGAGGUGUUGAAGAAUACACUGCAGGCGGACCUGAGCUCAAGUCCAGUGCAGUGGCUGGAGAACAGUACGGCUGUCACUGUGGUCAUGGCUAGCGGAGGAUAUCCGGCCUCAUAUAAGAAGGGACUGGAGAUCACUGGUUUGUCUCAGGUGUCAGAGAUGGGCAUUCAGGUGUUCCAUGCGGGCACUGCACUUAAGGAAGGGGGCGGGGUUAUUACGAGUGGUGGGCGUGUCUUGACUGUGACUGCGGUCCGGCCCACCCUCGAGAGCGCGUUAUGCAGUGCUAAUGAAGGAGUGGCAGUGAUCAGCUUCCCUGAUGCGGUUUACCGCCGUGACAUCGGCCACCACGCCAUCACGUACCUCACCCGCACCAGAGGACUGACGUACAAGGACAGCGGUGUGGACAUCGCAGCGGGGAACAGACUGGUGGACGUGAUCAAACCUCUGGCUAAAGCCACGUCUCGUCCAGGUCAGUCCUCUCUUGUCUAUCAGGAGUCUGAUCUUCCACUUUCACAGUUAUCUCAUUAUGUUGUUAUAACCGCCAGGAUCGCUCAAGCGUGUGGCAUCCACAGCACUCUGGGUCAGGAUCUGGUGGCCAUGUGUGUGAACGAUGUUCUCGCUCAAGGAGCUGAGCCACUCUUCUUCCUUGACUAUUUCUCCUGUGGCCAUCUAGACGUGAGAGUCGCAUCUUCUGUCAUCGGUGGCAUCGCAGACGCCUGUCAGAUGGCUGGAUGUGCUCUGUUAGGAGGUGAGACGGCGGAGAUGCCAGGUGUUUACGGCCCUAGUGAUUACGAUCUGGCGGGCUUCUGCGUCGGGGCCGUGGAGCGAGGGGCUGUCCUGCCCAGACUCAAGGACAUCAUGGAGGGUGACUUGCUGAUUGGCGUCGCCUCUUCUGGGCUUCACAGCAACGGCUUCAGCCUUGUACGCAAGAUCCUGGAGCGGACCAGCUUACAGUACAGCUCACCUGCUCCGUUUGGACAGCCUGGACAGAAUAUCGGUGAAGUUCUGCUCACUCCCACCAAGAUCUACAGCCGCUUGCUUCAGCCAAUCCUACGUAGCGGAGCCGUGAAGGCCUACGCCCACAUAACAGGAGGUGGGCUUUUGGAGAAUAUUCCUCGCAUUCUUCCACCAGAACUGGCAGUGGACUUGGACGCAUCCCGCUGGAGGAUACCGGCUGUGUUCUCAUGGCUGCAGAGGGAGGGCAGCCUGUCAGAGGAGGAGAUGAGCCGCACAUUUAACUGUGGUCUGGGUGCUGUGCUGGUGGUCAGCAAACAGGACGCGCAGCGGGUCCUGCGACUGCUGCAGGCCCAGGAGGAGGCCUGGAUCGUGGGUUCACUCGCCCACAAACAACCCGGAGCGGAGACCGUGGUCAUCAGAAACCUGGAGCAGAGUCUGAAGGACAGUCCGGGCCGCUCACCGGACACCAGUGUCCUGCAGAACGGAGCUCUUCAUGGAGAACACUCAACACGCAAGAGGACCAGAGUGGCCGUUCUCAUCUCUGGGACCGGAACUAAUCUGCAGGCUCUGAUGGAGCAGGUAAAGAAACCAUCAAGUUCGGCGGAGAUCGUGAUGGUAAUCUCCAACAGACCGGGUGUCAUGGGGCUGAAGAGAGCAUCUAUGGCCGGCAUUCAGACACGGGUUGUGGAUCAUAAGCUGUACGGCAGCAGAGCUGAGUUUGACGGCACCAUAGACAAAGUUUUGGAGGAGUUUCGAGUGGAACUGGUUUGUCUGGCUGGUUUCAUGCGAAUCCUUACGGGACCCUUCGUCAGGAAAUGGAGUGGUAAGAUGCUGAACAUUCACCCGUCCCUGCUGCCGUCCUUUAAAGGAGUGAACGCACAGAAACAGGCUCUCCAGGCCGGCGUCAGAGUCACCGGAUGCACUGUGCACUUUGUGGCGGAGGAAGUGGAUGCAGGGGCGAUUGUUGUUCAGGAGGCGGUCCCCAUCCUGGUGACUGACACAGAGGACAGCCUAUCAGAGCGCAUCCGGGAGGCGGAGCAUCGUGCCUUUCCAGCAGCCCUAGAGCUGGUGGGCAGUGGAGCGGUGAAGCUGCGAGAUGACGGAAGACUCGUGUGGAACCAGAGCGUUCAGGGAUAGAUACCAACGCACAGAUCACGCUUAUGACACUAAUAUAAUUCAGUCUCCUUCAGUUCAGCUCUAGACUGUGAUCUGAGAACAUAAAUCAUACAGUAAAAUGAAUUUCAUUCAAACAUUCCAUCUCAAAUCUUUCCAGAAAUUAAUUCCUGAAUCUUAUUAAUGGCUCUUCUAUCGCAGGAUCCUGAACAGUAUUAAUCAGAUUCGCUGUUGAUGAAUAUUUGCUCAUGCCUGAGAGUUAUUGAAAACGUACAUGAACUUUAUUCUCUGCAUGUAACGGAACUAGAUGAAUAUUUGCUCUUGGCAUUAAACUUGCACUGCUCUGUGACGAGACUGA
Sinocyclocheilus grahami is the source of this 3526-nucleotide messenger RNA. It is a transcript of the gene gart, whose product is annotated as phosphoribosylglycinamide formyltransferase. Gene Ontology annotation, cellular component: cytosol. Gene Ontology annotation, molecular function: phosphoribosylformylglycinamidine cyclo-ligase activity; phosphoribosylamine-glycine ligase activity; metal ion binding. The record is from RefSeq and is a predicted model, not a curated record. Lineage: Eukaryota; Metazoa; Chordata; Actinopteri; Cypriniformes; Cyprinidae. Gene Ontology annotation, biological process: adenine biosynthetic process; 'de novo' IMP biosynthetic process. Bases 172 to 3192 code for a protein of 1006 amino acids. The transcript is spliced from 21 exons.